Molecule: messenger RNA, 2178 nt
Organism: Cinclus cinclus
Lineage: Eukaryota; Metazoa; Chordata; Aves; Passeriformes; Cinclidae
Product: eosinophil peroxidase-like
Exons: 13
Coding region: 1-2178 (725 amino acids)
Biological process (GO): response to oxidative stress
Molecular function (GO): heme binding; peroxidase activity
Source: RefSeq, a predicted model, not a curated record
AUGAAGGCAGAAAGCUUCCUGGAGUCGCUGAUGAUCCUCAGCCUGUUCCAGGCAUCUGUAUCCUCUUCCUAUGAUGUGCCGCUGGAGCUGUCGGACACGUCUCUGCUGGGCAGCGUGGCCGAGGCCCGGCAGCUGGUGGAUGCUGCCUACAAGCGCACACGGGACCGCAUAAAGAAGAACCUGCAGAACAAUGCCUUGACCCCAGCAGAGCUCCUGAGAUACUUCAAGCAGCCAGUGGAGGGGACACGAUUGGCUGUCCGGGCAGCGGAUUAUCUGCACACCACCCUGAGCCUGCUCAAAGAGAGGCUGCAAUGUGCUGUGAGGGGGAACUUCAAUGUCACAGACUUGCUGACUCCAGCUCAGGUGGAGGUGAUUUUCAAGGCCACUGGAUGUGACAAGCAGGAUAAGAAAAUAAAUUGUACAUCUUCUGGCUACAGAACCAUCACUGGCGAGUGCAACAACAGGAGGAACCCAACCCUAGGAGCCUCCAACAGAGCCCUGGCCAGGUGGCUACCAGCAGAAUAUGAGGAUGGUGUGUCUGUGCCCCGUGGGUGGACGGAAGGAAAGCGUUUCUCUGGGUUCCCACUUCCGCUGGUCCGACAAGUGUCCAAUGAGAUUGUACGCUUCCCCCCGGAGUGGCUGCAGAUGGACCAGCAGAGAUCCCUCAUGUUCAUGCAGUGGGGCCAGUUUAUUGACCACGACUUGGAUUUUAGCCCAGAAACCCCAGCCAGAGUCCCCUUUGGUGGAGAGAUAGACUGUGACACCAGCUGUGCCAAGGAGCCUCCUUGCUUUCCGAUCCAGAUCCCACCCAACGACCCCCGAAUCACCAACAGGAGGGAUUGCCUCCCUUUCUUCCGCUCAGCUGCCAGCUGCACGCGGGGCAGGGCGGUGCGGGAGCAGAUCAACGCGCUCACCUCAUUCCUGGACGGCAGCGCCGUCUAUGGCAGCGAGGUGGCCGUGGCCGAGCGGCUGCGGGACCGCAGCAGCCGGAGGGGCCUCCUGGCUGUGAACCGCAACUUCACAGACAGGGGCAGGGCGUACAUGCCCUUCGGUCCCAUGAGGAAGGAGCCCUGUCUCAAGGCCAGCGGGACAGCUCGAAUCCCUUGUUUUCUUGCAGGUGACACCCGUGCAAGUGAGAUGCUGGAGCUGGCCUGCAUGCACACACUCUUCGUGCGGGAGCACAACCGCCUGGCUGGAAAGCUGAGGAGCCUCAAUCCACACUGGGAUGAUGAGAGGCUCUACCAGGAGGCACGAAAGAUCCUGGGAGCCAUGAUCCAGAUCAUAACCUACAGGGACUACCUGCCUCUCCUGUUGGGAUGCAGGUUCCACAGGUUCAUUCCUCCCUACCGGGGCUACAAUGAGUCUGUGGAUCCCCGGAUAUCCAAUGUCUUUACCUUGGCUUUUCGCUUCGCUCAUGCCUCAAUCCCUCCAACUGUUGGCCGCUUAGAUGAAUAUUACAGACCCAUAACUCCUGAAAUUCAACUCCGAACCUCCUUCUUUGCUGUCUGGAGGAUCAUUCGAGAAGGUGGGAUUGAUCCCUAUCUCCGGAGCCUCAUGGCCAACCCUGCCAAGCUGAUGACGCAGCAGCAGAUGGUGGUGAGCGAGCUCCGGGACCGGCUCUUUGAGCAGGUUGAAAGGAUUGGGUUUGAUUUAGCUGCACUCAACAUGCAGCGCAGCCGAGAUCAUGGCCUUCCAGGUUACAACUCCUGGAGAAAAUUCUGUGGGCUCUCACAGCCCUCUGGAGUGAAGUCACUUGGUCGAGUGUUGAGGAAUCAGAACCUGGCAAGGAAGUUCCUUCAGCUCUAUGGGACACCUAAGAACAUUGACAUCUGGAUUGGGGCCCUGGCAGAGCCCUUUGUGAAAGGAGGCCGAGUUGGGCCUCUCAUGGCUUGUCUCAUUGGCACCCAGUUCAGGAACAUUCGUGAUGGGGACAGCUUUUGGUGGCAGAACUCUGGGGUUUUCACUCCUCACCAGCGCUGUUCACUGGCCAAAAUCUCCUUGUCACGAAUAAUAUGUGACAAUACCCACAUCACUAAAGUAUCAAGGAAUAUCUUCCGGGCUAACAGAUAUCCCCGUGGCUUUGUGAGCUGCAGUCAGAUCCCAAAGCUGGACCUCAGACCCUGGAAGUCACACAGCACCGAGGAGCAAGAAAAAGAUUCUGGUGACUUAAAAUGCUGA